AUGGAGACUUUGGUGAAGCGUGAUGCUGGAAAAGAAGAGGAACCCGGUCCUCUUGUUCUUGAGAUAUCCACACCUGCCACAAGCAGAGAGUCAAGACGGACGGAAACGAAGCAGCAAACAUCUUCAAAUACCUUGAACCAUAAGACCCGAGCAUCAUCAAAGAACCAGAGUAAAACCGCUCAGCGUCGGCAAGCAGCAGCAACACAAGAAAAACAUCAGACCGAAACCCGGACCCAGACCCGCUCGAUAAAAGUCACAACCCUCACCUGGAUCAAUCACUCAGCACCAAAGCCCAAGCAUCGAAACUCUGUGAACCCAAAAUCCACAACAUUCACGAUCCCUGUCGCAGGGUUGUCUCUCACUCGGUUCACCUCAGUCAACGAUACUCGCUCGUUACCUACCAAUAAGGGCUUUUCAACCGCCGUAUCUGUUUUCCGUGUAUCUCUGACUGCAAGAAAUUCGGAGAGAGGUUUAGUUGUACCGGCCCGGUCAACAGAUUUCCAUCCAUCCAGACUAAGUAUCCAUACCUCGUCGCUUUUUCUCUUCUCCCACCACAACAACAACAUCCAAAUCCACGCAAUCGACAUAUUGGAGAAGGUUUUGCACCAGCCAGAGGUACCACCAGCGACCAAACCAAAGUCCACUACCACCUCCACCACAACCAGCCCACCACCACCACACUACUGCGUACGGGCACUACCAGAGGUUCAGUACCACCUCACCUCCCGAUCUCAAUUCCCAGCGCCGUACCUUACCGGGGGUCCUGGCCCGUGCUUUCUUCGCUCUUUCCCUCUCCGGUGCUCGGUGCACGUACCCUUAAAUCCUGACCGACCGACCUUAUUUUUAUUCGUGCACCUUGGCCUCGGCCCUCAUCCUCCCACCUUCACACACCUCGAAUUGAGACGGUCGUCCACCGAAACCAAGUCUGAUUGUCCUUCUUUUAUUCUCGACCGUCCCUGCGGUGGUUUCUUCCGGUUUCCGGGUCUCAAUUGGCAUCAUUUGCCCUCGGCGCAUUCUCUGUUUGGCUGCUCCCCGCCUCCGAGGACCCGUUUCUUUUACCCCUCACUUUUCUCUGGUCGCUCUUUCGCGUCGGUGAAUCUCGGUGGGGCACCACCACACAAUCUGCCCAACUUCAAAGAAAAGGCGCGACAGCCAGACAGAGCCAACCACCCUCUCUUCUUCUCGAAACUCUUUUCUUCUUCUCUCUUCUCUCUCAUCUUUUCCGCCACAUACAAUUACACCAACGUACACCGAGGAUGGGUCAAGGGUAGUUGCUGCUGUGACAAAGGGAAUAAGACAACACAACUUGCAAGCAUGCAUCCGGCUCCGAGUCUGUUAGAGGCGCCUCCGAAGAAUGGCAGCGAGGAGUCUGGAAACAGACCCCAAACUGGCUCACCUUCAAUGUCUCAUCAUGAGCUGCCUCAAUCGCAACAGUCUCCGCUCCAACAACAGCAGUCAUUGCCAGCGCAGCAUCAACCGCAGCAGCAGCAAACGACUCCUCAGCACCAGUCCCAGCAACCUCCUCCCACCCCCGGUCAGUCGGCUUCUCCUCCGCUGAGGAAGGACACCAACUCGUCCAUAUCAACUCAGGCCACGGCGGCAUCCGCUGCCACCAAUAUGUCCGUGGACACAAGCAACACAUCGUACAGUGCCGACACCUCUCCUAACUUAACAUCCAUAUUCCAUGUAAAGGAUGGCUCCGACGUCUCUAACCGGGUCCGCGCGAGCAGGAGGCGAACCGGUCCUUUGUCCCAGCAACAGAGAGAGAAAGCCGCACUCAUCAGAAAGCUGGGCGCCUGUAAUGACUGCCGCAGAAGGAGAGUUGCAUGCCAUCCUAGCCAUCACAACAUGACAUGGGAGGAUGCCGUCAGGAAAUAUCAUAGGUCUCACAGUCCCAGCAUCCAGGAUAUCGCCCCGUCUAUGGCUGGCCAGCGGCCCCUCAGCCCAGCGCCGGCCCUGAACAACAACAAUGUGAAGUCAAUGUUCACGCAGGACCCCGAGGAGAUGGAGAUAGACUCCCCAACGCCUCCUGGUGGUCACCGGCUCAGCGAGUCUCGCAUUCGCACGCCACUCCCGACCGGCCCCAGGCUCGACAAGCCUCCAAUUUUGCCUGGUAUUGAUAGUCUUAAAUCUGACUUACAGACCAAUGUUUCGAGAAUUCUGUCUACUCCCAGUCGGAGCCGCUACUCAAGUGCGCAGGCCUUGCUUCUGUACUGGCAGGACGACCCUGAUUUCAGCGUUGGAAGCUCCGUCAAAGAACUUGGAGAAGUUUUCGACCAGUAUUACCGGUAUACGUUUUCGAUCACAACUAUUCCGUCUGCUUCAGAGGCCUGCAAAAGCCCGUGGAGAUGGCUCUCGCGCAAGAUUACCGACUUUGUGGAGGAUCGUGAUCAACGGGACGUUCUAAAGAUUGUCUACUACAACGGUCAUUCCUACUUAGACGGCAACCGGGAGAUGGUGCUCGCCAGCUCAAAAGACAAGGACAAGGCCGAGACUAUCCGGUGGAGUGGUAUUCAGCAGGUGCUUGAGGAGGCCUGUUCAGACACUCUGAUUGUGAUGGACGCCGCAUUCUUUCCAUCUUCCAAGAUGCACCGCCAGCAAGGUGUCUUGGAACUGGUGGCUGCUGCUGUAUCCGAGGAGCACUUCGAUGCCCUGGAUCGAUGCACGUUUACCAAAGUUCUCACCGAGCACCUAAAAACACGCGCUUCACAACGAUUCACGAGCCCCUUCUCUGCCGCAGAGCUUCACUCAAAACUACUGUCCAAUUAUCCUUCUCUCGUUCAGGAUAGGAACCCUGAAAAGGAAACGAUCAACAGCUUUCCGUCUCCGCUCCAUAUGCAAAUGUCCGGAAACGCUCGACUACCCUCAAUUCUUCUCGCACCUCUUAACAUUGGUCCCUUGAGGACGAGCCUUCCGUUCGGUACAGAAGGUCAGCAACUGGUACUGUCAUUCCGGAUAGGAGACGAACCGAUCGACAUUGACAACUGGACCGAAUGGCUGAGAAUGAUGCCAGAGGGUGUCAAGGAUGCUUUGAGUUACUCAAUGAGUGAUCAAACCGACCCGUCUCCGCCGAAACCCCUGUUCCUCUCAGAGCCCUUUGCUGGGCCUGCUUUUACGCGUUAA
Messenger RNA from Colletotrichum lupini, 3123 nucleotides. RefSeq lists its product as uncharacterized. Bases 1 to 3123 code for a protein of 1040 amino acids. The record is from RefSeq and is a predicted model, not a curated record. NCBI's taxonomy places the organism in Eukaryota, Fungi, Ascomycota, Sordariomycetes, Glomerellales, Glomerellaceae. The transcript has 9 exons.